Molecule: messenger RNA, 2245 nt
Organism: Marasmius oreades (fairy-ring Marasmius)
Lineage: Eukaryota; Fungi; Basidiomycota; Agaricomycetes; Agaricales; Marasmiaceae
Exons: 15
Coding region: 64-2136 (690 amino acids)
Biological process (GO): transmembrane transport
Cellular component (GO): membrane
Molecular function (GO): ABC-type oligopeptide transporter activity; ATP hydrolysis activity; ATP binding
Source: RefSeq, a predicted model, not a curated record
CCACUUUCCACUUUCCGCUCAUCCUUGCAAACAUUCCGGCCAACGACCUUGGUCCUUCCUAUCAUGCAGGGUGCGUUUGCCCGGCUAUGUAGCUCGAGAUUGAUAUUAGUUCCGUUUCAUUUUCGACAACAAGUUGCUAUACGCCCACUGGUACUUCAAAGACAGCAUCAUCUUCCUUCGCUGUCUACAAGAGGGCAUGGAAUUCGGUACCAUGUACGCUCAUUCGCCAGCCAAACACAGCCCACAGAAGAUUCCUCGAGCCAGAACAAGAUAUCUUCCACCUUGAAGUCAUCUAUAUCCAGACUUAGAGCAUCAUCGACUGGAACAGCCUCGUCUUUUCAGAAAAUAGUUGCGUUGGCAAAGCCGGAACGCAAACCAUUGGCGACAGCUGUUGGGCUACUGUUGGUUUCCUCAUCGGUCUCAAUGUCUAUACCGCUCCUCAUCGGAAAGUUGAUCGACUUCUUUUCCUCGACAAGCCCGCAAAUCCCUCUCGGUCUUGGUAUAUGGCAAGCUUCUGGAGUGUUGCUAGCUCUUUUUACGGUUGCUGCUGCUGCGAAUGCUGGACGUUCGUUCCUCAUGAGGAUGGCCGGUCAGCGAAUUGUUGCACGGUUGAGGGAGAGAACGUAUGCCGCGUCGCUCGUUCAAGAGGUCGAGUUCGUUGAGAAGAGUGAAGGAGAUGUCAUAAGCCGGUUGAGUGUUGACACUAGCAUUGUUGGAGAAAGUGUCACUCAGAAUCUGUCGGAUGGGCUGCGAGCCAUAGUCAUGUCGUUUGUCGGACUCGGCGCGAUGUUUUACAUUUCAACCACUUUGACGACCUUGAUGCUUUGUCUGGUUCCACCUGUUUCUCUUGGUGCAGUCUUUUAUGGCCGAUACCUCAAGAAGUUGUCCAACAAGACCCAAGAAGCAAUGGGUGAAAUGACCAAAGUAGCUUCGGAAUCGUUAGCUGCGCUACGAACGGUUCAGGCCUUCAAUGCUCAACCCCAGGAGGAGGCCAAGUUUCACGACCGCGUGAACGCCGUUCUAACACUUGUGAGGCAAGAGGCUGUAGCUACUGGGAUCUUUUUCGGGAGUACAGGGUGGAGCGGCAAUGUCACUCUCCUAGCAUUGCUAGGUUACGGUGGAUCCCUAGUUUCGCAGGGCCAUAUAUCCGUCGGUGAUUUGACGAGUCUACUAUUGUAUACAGUAUAUGUUGGUAGUGGUUUACAAAUGUUAACGUCAUUCUUUGCUUCGAUAAUGCGAGGGAUAGGCGCAGGGACACGAAUCUUCGACCUUUUGGACAGGCAACCGGCCAUUCCUCCACACGUUGGCGUCCCUGUUGCUCCCGAUCGACGAGGACCAGUACGAUUCGAACGUGUUCAGUUCGAAUAUCCAAGUCGGAAAGGAGUCGAGAUCCUGAAGGAGUUUGAUUUGGAGAUUGGAGUCGGCGAGAGUGUUGCAAUCGUUGGUAAAAGCGGUAGCGGAAAAUCAUCGGUCCAGUCACUACUUCUCCGCUAUUAUGACCCUGUGAAGGGAAAGGUCACUUUCGAUGGACAAGAUAUACGUGAAUUCUCUCUGAAAUCAUGGCGCAGCAUUAUAGGUAUCGUACCUCAAGAUCCUGUCUUAUUUACCGGCACGAUUGCGUCGAACAUCGCGUACGGCAACUCGAACGCUACAAUUGAACAAAUUGAACAAGCGGCAAGGGAAGCGAAUUGCGAAUUUGUCUGGGGGAUGCCAAAGGGAUUUGACACUGAGAUCGGACGAAUGAGCCUCAGUGGUGGUCAACGUCAGCGGUUGGCUAUUGCCCGGGCGUUACUCAAGAAGCCCGCAAUAUUAGCACUUGACGAAGCCACGAGUUCACUAGACGCAGCUUCGGAACAUCGUGUAAACGAUGCUGUGGACAAGAUACUUCGCAAAAGGCAAACUACAUGUCUAUUUGUUGCACAUAGGUUGUCUACUAUAGCACGAGCUGAAAGGAUCGUGGUACUUGAGGACGGUCAUAUCACAGAAUCGGGAACCUAUCGGCAACUGGUCAACAAACCCGAUUCCCGCUUUCGUGAACUCAUGGCUGCGCAGUUAAAUGCAACGUCUUCUAGUCCGCAGUCAACCCCACAACUAGAAGAAUCUGAUAACAACCACCCUGACGAGACUUCUCACUAACCGUACGUCCUAAUUAGAUAUAGUUAUAUGUAUACCAUCACAUUCAUAAUGUACCUCACUCGUGGAUCUUACAUCACCCUUUCAUAUCUGUUUCCCGCGAGUGCCACGA